AUGGACACUCCUAUUAGACAGCAGAUGGAGGCGCUUGUGCACCGUAAGCAGUUAGAAAUUACACAAGCUCUUGAAUCAUUGGAUACCGUAAAGUUCCAAACUGAUACUUGGGCUCGUGGUAACGAUGGCGGUGGUGGUACAUCCAUGGUUAUUCAAAAUGGUGACACUUUUGAGAAGGGUGGUGUUAACGUCUCUGUGGUCUACGGUAAACUUACACCACAAGCUGUUAGUGCAAUGCGUGAUAACCAUAAAAACUUAGAGUUAACCCAUAAUGAAGGUACGAAAUUCUUCGCAUGUGGACUGUCAAUGGUGAUCCAUCCCCACAACCCUCAUGCACCAACUACUCACUUAAACUAUCGUUAUUUCGAAACCUGGAAUGCAGAUGGCUCACCACAGGCAUGGUGGUUCGGUGGUGGUGCUGAUUUAACACCAAGCUAUCUGUAUGAGGAAGAUGCAGAGCACUUCCAUACUCUUCACAAGCGUGCCUUGGAUAAGCAUGAUAAAAAUCUAUACCCCAAAUUUAAGAAAUGGUGCGAUGAUUAUUUCUACAUUGCACACCGUGAAGAGAUGCGUGGUAUUGGUGGUAUUUUCUUUGAUGAUUUUGACGACAGACCAGCUACAGAUAUUUUGAAGAUUGUUGAAGAUUGUUUUGAUGCGUUUAUCCCUUCAUACAUCCCCAUCGUGGCUCGUAGAAAAGAUACACCAUAUACCCCAGAACAGAAGAAAUGGCAAGCGAUCCGUCGUGGUAGAUAUGUGGAAUUUAAUUUGAUUUACGACAGAGGCACUCAAUUUGGAUUGAGAACCCCGGGUUCACGUAUCGAAUCUAUUCUAAUGUCAUUGCCUGAGCACGCUUCCUGGCUGUACAACCAUCAUCCAGAACAGGGUACUCCAGAGGCAAAGCUGCUAGAAGCUACCCAUCAUCCAAAGAACUGGGCUAAAGAGUAA
Molecule: messenger RNA, 945 nt
Organism: Zygosaccharomyces rouxii
Lineage: Eukaryota; Fungi; Ascomycota; Saccharomycetes; Saccharomycetales; Saccharomycetaceae
Gene: HEM13
Product: coproporphyrinogen oxidase
Exons: 1
Coding region: 1-945 (314 amino acids)
Cellular component (GO): cytoplasm; mitochondrial intermembrane space
Molecular function (GO): coproporphyrinogen oxidase activity
Source: RefSeq, a predicted model, not a curated record